UGUUUUCAACUUGAAAUGUUGGACAAUCUUUAAUUAUAAGAUUUGUUCUGAAACUUUGAUUUUAAAUACAGGAUACAGUGCACAUAUGACAUCAGCGACGAAAUAACUGUAGAUCGAACUUCAUGAAUACCUUAAUAAUACAGUAUGCUAUUUAAAAAUCAGAUCAUGAAAUGUGAACUCUUACAGCGGGUAGAAUUACUAGAAGUAAGCUGUCAAAAUCGCCUAUACUAUCGAUUGGUUGUGUUCACGAUGUUAUUCAUGUUAUUUAUGUUCGUAGAUUAAAGUUGAAAUCAGCGAGGUACGGAAUCAAUUGUGGAGUAAUGUAAACAACUAUUAAAUUAAUGGAACGUGAGUUUACGAAACGGUAAUCAUGAACAGUAGACAACAAAUUUACGUGGGAUUGUUUUGAGAAUUUUAAUAGCAACAACAUCGAGACUGGAUUAAUAUGAUCUAAAUACUUCAAGUAUGUUCGUUAACAGCAACUGAAGACACUUAGCUACUAUGCAUGUAUAUGUUUUGCUUGGUUAUACGUAAAUAUGUUAAUACAUGUUCGUUAAACGACGAACAUAAUGAAAUCUUUCGUAAAGAACGGUUAUUGUUAAUAGCCAUACACUUUAAGAUGUAAACAAACGUAAACAUGAGAUCGGCGAUGUGAUUUUGCGAUUUAGGCGUGUUAAAAUGACAAAGCUGCUAUAUCCACAUAGUGAGAUUUCAUAUAAAACGGUCGAACGGUCAACGGCUUUAUGUUUGUCACCCACGCGCCGACCAACUCCACCACCCCCGAUCCUGGUGUGGGUAACAGUUCUCUGGGUCUCAUCGGUCUCGGUGUCUUCAUUUUCAUCUGCCUGGUGUGCUUUACAAUUUUCUGUCGGGCGUUUGCCAAAUGUAUGAAAAGCUGCUGUGAAUUCUGCUCCGACUGCACUAAGGCAAUGAAGAGAUGCUGCUCAGGGGUAUCUAGGCGCUUGUGCACCGGGUGUAGGAACUGCUUUUGCGACCGAUCUUGUUUGACUAAUUCCGUAAACGUGCUAAUCCCAUCAAACCAGACACGGUCGUCUGCGCCUCCAGACGACUUUCGAUCCCCGAGUGUAACGCCCACGUCUCCACCCCCGAUCGACUGGAACUCGGUACUUCCGGCCUACGUGGACGCCGCGGCGCCCCCACCCACGUACAGCUUUGCGAUGCGGGACAUGUCCGUUUACAUAGCGCCACCACCGGAGUCGCCAACCAACAUGCCACCGCCUGACUAUGAGGAAGCUACUAGGUACCAUCAGAACCCUGCAGAUCCAUGAUAUCAGCACACUUUCUUAACGUCGUGUUGUCAAAUACAUGCCAUUCUAUUUAUCAGAGAUGGGACUGUUGUCGCAGCGUGCUUUCAUGUGACGUGUAAGUGAAGUAAGCAAACCACCAGGACACAAUAAAGCAAAUAAACUUACUUAACUUCAAGUUUAUAUUAUAUAUGUUAACAUGUGUGACACCGUGGAUAUACUUUUUCUUGACGAAGCGUGCACGAUUAUGAUAUUUAAAGAAUCUAAUAAACGAAUUUCUAUACGUUAA
Dreissena polymorpha is the source of this 1554-nucleotide messenger RNA. RefSeq lists its product as uncharacterized. NCBI's taxonomy places the organism in Eukaryota, Metazoa, Mollusca, Bivalvia, Myida, Dreissenidae. Bases 744 to 1289 code for a protein of 181 amino acids. The record is from RefSeq and is a predicted model, not a curated record. The transcript has 2 exons.